Molecule: messenger RNA, 1326 nt
Organism: Trametes versicolor FP-101664 SS1
Lineage: Eukaryota; Fungi; Basidiomycota; Agaricomycetes; Polyporales; Polyporaceae
Exons: 5
Coding region: 1-1326 (441 amino acids)
Biological process (GO): transcription by RNA polymerase III
Cellular component (GO): RNA polymerase III complex
Molecular function (GO): DNA binding
Source: RefSeq, a predicted model, not a curated record
AUGUCCGAACAACCCUCAGGCAGCGCGGGCGCAUCUGGCUCUGGCUCCGGCAGCAACCCCCCAAAGGCCAUCGCGAGCCUUGCGAAGAAGCAGAGCGAUGUAACGCGCCUCGGCACACAAAAGCUCAAAUUCGUGCCUACUCUUCCCGCACGACGCGAGGAACCCGCACCCUCAGCAAGCUCCGAGCGCGGCCGCGGCAGGGGCGGAGAACGCGGGCGAGGCAGGGGGCGCGGCCGCGGAGGCGAAGGAGGGCGCGGCGCAGCGCCCCGUCCACCCGCGGUAGAGAUGACCGCCUCCGGGCCCUUCGCGAUGGGCCCUGCGCUUGGGGGGACGUCCGCCCGCCGCACCGCGCCGCGCUCGAACUUCGCGCCCAUCGUGCCCCAGGGACCGGGCGGGGCGGCGCGCCUCGGCGCAGGGCUCACGCAGACGACGGCGCCGACGCUGAAGCGCGAGCCGAAGGACGGGGGCGGGGUCCCGCCGGGGGACGACGAGGUGUAUUCGGACCCGGACGAGGGCGUGGAGAUCGUCGAUAUGGAGAAUGUGAGGCAGAUGGACUGGAUGGCCCCCGAGAGUCUGCGGAAGGAGAAGGAGACGGGGAAGAAGAAGGUCAAGAAAGAAGAGAAGGGUGAAGCGAGGGUCAAAAAUGUGGUUGCGGAAGAGGCGAUGGAUAUCGACCGUUCGAAAACGCCAGAAGAGGAGCAGGUAAACCUAGCCAAUGCUCUGGACCUUAGCGAAAGUGAGGACGAAGAGGAGCUCGAGGAUAUCAUCGACGACUUCGCUCAAACACAAGCCGCCAAUGAAGAGACGGACAUACGGCAAGAGCGCCUGUACUUCUUCCAGUUCCCAAAUCCGUUCCCCGUCUUCCGAACACCCGAAGCGCCACCGGAAACCAAAGGGAAAGACAAGGCCGAAGACGGCAACGACGAGGCUGGCAAGAAAGUCACCUUCGCUGAGGACACAAAACCACCGGCACCCGCUGCAACGGCAGCACCAGCCGCGGGGGCAUCAAGCGCUGCCGACAAGACAGAAGGGCAGCCAAAAGUCGACGGUGUCGUUGGCCAGCUCGAAAUCUACGAGAGCGGCGCGGUCAAGCUACGCCUGCCAAACGGCAUCCUCAUGGACGUUACAGCAGCGACACAACCAUCCUUCCUCCAACACGCCGUCUAUGUCGACUCCGCGAAUAAACGGCUUUCCGUACUCGGCGAGGUCAACCGCCGCUUCGUCGUUACGCCCGACAUCGAUUCUUUGCUCGCCGGUAUGGAACUCGCGGACCAUCCACCCACGUUCGAGCUUGGUGAAGGCCUCCUCACCAUGGACACCACAUAG